This is a messenger RNA of Macrosteles quadrilineatus (aster leafhopper), 2316 nucleotides long. RefSeq names its product integrator complex subunit 13 (gene asun). The transcript has 13 exons. The record is from RefSeq and is a predicted model, not a curated record. Gene Ontology annotation, biological process: regulation of mitotic cell cycle; centrosome localization. Lineage: Eukaryota; Metazoa; Arthropoda; Insecta; Hemiptera; Cicadellidae. Gene Ontology annotation, cellular component: integrator complex. The coding region runs from base 204 to 2279 and encodes 691 amino acids.
UAAUAUUAAUGAGCCUGAGCCAGGGCCUGCAGCCUAGAAAAACCCUAAAAAAAUAGUUAUUUACAGUAUUAGUACAUGGUGGAAGGAAAAUACAGUAUUAGUAGGCUAGGCCUAUAUGCUAACCCUGAACCCAAAACUUAAUUUCAAACAUUUAAAUCAUCAAAAAUUCGUCAGGUGAAGCACCUAACGACUAACGAGACACAAUGACUUCACUGAUCAGCCAACAGAUGUAUCCUCCGAGUCAUAAAACUAUUUUUGUUCUGGACCACACACCAUACUUUGGGAUUUCCAGUGAGGAUUUGUUGGAAUUUGAUUUUACCAAAGCAAGAGGUCCAGGUUUCAUACCUCUUGCUCCAAUCGUCAAGUCAUUAUGGACAUGCAUUGUAGAAGCGGCUCUAGAAUAUUGCAGGAUAGUUUGGGACAUUUUUCCACAGCAUAACAAGCUUGUGAGAUUCAUUGUCAGUGAUAGUCAAGCUCAUACCUUGAACUCGUGGAACAUCUCUCAACAGAGCACAACUCAUCUGUUGAAUGCUUUAUCAGUGGUGGGUGUGCCACCUAGAGCGUCGUCCGCUGAUUAUUCCAUAGUGCACGGCCUACAAGCUGCCAUUUCGGCUAUGUGUGAAUGCUCUGAUGCUCAGCACGAGAAACGAACGGCUCUCACAGAGAAUGCUACUAAGGUGUUGAAUCGCUGCCGAGUUAUCUGCUUGACCUCUGCUAGAGAUAACGCUUCUAUCAAAAGUAUGGAAGAGAUUUUUCAAAAUGAGUUGGUCCAGGCAAACAAACUGGCUGCUGCGUCAGACCAUCUUAUUCCAAUCCACCACUGCCACCUGGUUAUCAUCAACGUUUAUCCCAACAAUCUAGACGUCGUUGCAGUCACACCACAUCCACCGCUUAAUGUAUCAAAUCUGCUAAGUACAGAGGUUCACUGUGCCAAGGCAGCUGGCCAAGUAGCGUCCAAGUUGUCACAUCUGAUCCUCUCCCAUUACGACUUGGCCUCCACCACCGUCACUGGUAUUCCGAUGAAAGAGGAGCAGAACGCCAGCAGUAGCGCCAACUACGAUGUGGAAAUAUUCCAUGCCUCUCAUGCUCAUACUACUUUACUCGGCAAUGCGGCAGACACGGCCAUUGUGAAGACGAUGAAGGAAGGCUCAGAUUACGAGACGGUGACACUCAAGUGGUGCACACCACGCGGCAUGUCUCCCACCGAGGUACACAACUGUACGUCCAUGUUCAGGAUAACUCCCGUCGACGUUAACAGUCGUCCGUCAUCGUGUCUCAUCAACUUCCUUCUGAACGGUCGGUCGGUCAUGUUGGAGAUGGUGAGACGAGGCGGAGGCAAGGUGAUGAGUCAUCUGCUGGCGGCUCACGGAGGAGAAAUAUUCAUCCACAGUUUGGGCACUGGUCGAAGCAUACUGGAGGACCCGCCCAGUAUCAGCGAGGGCUGCGGUGGCCGUGUUACUGAUUACAGAAUAACAGAUUUUGGCAUUUUUAUGCAACAAAACAAGCUCAUACCUGUAAAGAAAAAAGACAAAGGAUCGGCCAUGUCUCCCAACGCUAUGGUGAAAUCACGGCUGGAAAAUUUGACAAAGUUCUGGCCCAUUACAAUAUCAUCAACAUGUAUUUUCAAUUUCAAACAGUACACAGAGCCCCUACUGAGCCUGAUGGUAAAAGAUACAUUGACAGAGGAAGAGGUGGUGCAGUGCAAGCAAGGUAUCUACUCUCUUAUUGGACUGGAGGCCAAACACGAACCACUGCAAGCACCUACUGUAGGGCAGCGCGGCAAGGGGCCUAAACGGGAGGAGCAGUAUCGUCAGAUGUGGGCUGAGCUAGAGACGUUCCUCAGAGCGUACACACAGACGGAGCAGCACACACGGGUACUGCAAUGUCUGCUGGAGUGUCGUAACAAAGAAGACGACAAAGUGAAAGUGGAGAAAGUGGAACUGGACACAGUGCUGCGUGAGUUAGAUCAAUUCAGCAAAGACUCUUCCUCGUCAAGGUCAGGCACUCCCACUCCUAUGGAAAUUACACACAGAGCGAGUGUUAUAAGAGCGACGACAGACUCGCCGAUGUCUCCGCCUCUACAGACGACCCGGCCUAGACACAUCCCUCGGUCUCUGUUGGAUAUGUGGAUAGCUCGGAACACCAAGCCCAAACGAGCACAGUUCUACGGACAGCUGACUGCUGAGCCGUACGGGCGAGGGUCGAGGGCAAGACUUUAUUUGAACAUGAAGCCCGAUCCAAAUGCUCCUGGUGUGGACAAGAUGGCUGUUAGUUCCUAAAUGUGUAAAUAUUUUGUACAUAAAAGUUUAUAUAAAA